Molecule: messenger RNA, 1103 nt
Organism: Jaculus jaculus (lesser Egyptian jerboa)
Lineage: Eukaryota; Metazoa; Chordata; Mammalia; Rodentia; Dipodidae
Product: C2 calcium-dependent domain-containing protein 4B-like
Source: RefSeq, a predicted model, not a curated record
UGUCCCCACUGCCACUGGAGAGGCGAACUUUGCUCUUGCAACCAGACCGGGAGGACGGGAGAAGAGGAAAAGGACAUCUUUCCCCGCGUCCCCAGCUCGCGCCACCGAGGAUGCGGCUCCUCGGGAAGCUCCGCUCCUCGCCUCCGCCACCCGCCUUCUGCAACGUGCUCACGCCGGGCCGCAUCCCCGAGUUCUGCAUCCCGCCGCGCCUGCCCUCGCCCUGCGCGCCCGAAUCUCCGCCGCCGCCGCCGCCGGCCGCCUCCGUGCCCCGCCGCUGCGCCGCCGAACCGGACCUGUGGCCGCGCGCGGCCGUCGACUGGGACCCGCGCUCGCAGGCCGCGCUCUCGCUGCCGCACCUGCCGCGCGCGCGCACCGCCUACGGCUUCUGCGCGCUGCUCGAGAGCCCGCACACGCGCCGCAAGGAGUCGCUGCUGCUCGGCGGCCCCGGCGCGCCCCGGCCCCGGGCGCACACCUGCUGCGGCGCUGCCGACGCUCCGCUCGCGCCCGGCCCGCCCCCGGCCCCGGCCGCCUCCCCGGACGCGCCCCUCGCCCCGAGGCCCCGCGGGCGCCGCCUCCUGCGCGUCGCCGACGGGCUGCUGAGCCGCGCGCUGCGCGUGCGCGGGGCUCCCCGCCGGGCGCGCGCGCGCUCCGUGCCGAGCGGCCACGAGGACGACGUGCGCGCGCCCGCCCCUCCGCCGGCCGACCCGCGGCCCGAGCGCCUGCAGGCCGAGGGCACCGUGCCCCUGGGCCGCGCCGGCGACGCCCUGCGCCUGGCCGCCGAGUACUGUCCGCGCCGCGGGCGCCUCCGCAUCCGCCUGCUGCGCGCCGAGGGCCCGGCCGCCGCCCUCGAGCCCCGCGCCGUCGGCUGCCGCCUCAGCCUGGUGCUGCGGCCGCCGGCCGCCGCGCGCCCCCCCGCGGGCCUCGUGCUCGCGCGCAGCCGCAAGGCCUCCUGGGAGCGGGACUGCUGCUUCGACGGGCUCUCGGAGGAGCAGCUGCGCCGCCUGGCCGUGCGCGUGCACGCCGAGAGCAGGGGCCGCGGGCUGGAGCGCAGGCGCGCGCUGGGCCAGGGCGAGCUGCCGCUGGGCGAGCUGCUGCGGCUCUGA